This is a messenger RNA of Papilio polytes (common Mormon), 1327 nucleotides long. It is a transcript of the gene Dlish, whose product is annotated as SH3 and PX domain-containing protein 2B. The transcript has 7 exons. The coding region runs from base 136 to 1146 and encodes 336 amino acids. Lineage: Eukaryota; Metazoa; Arthropoda; Insecta; Lepidoptera; Papilionidae. The record is from RefSeq and is a predicted model, not a curated record. Gene Ontology annotation, molecular function: protein binding.
UUUUGUUUGACUUUUGACUACCAGUUUGACAUAUUAGUACGCACCGUAUAUUGCUUUGCAUUGUUAAUUUGCACAAAGAAUUUGGCUUAUAGAGCGAUUUUAUAAUUCAAGAGUUAUGUGAGAAACUAUAAAAAUAUGGCAUUCCUUUGUCCGGUUAGAAUUCGAAGGGGUAAGAAGAAAAAAUCAAACAGUGGUGAUUCGGAUAAAGAAUUAUCAAGACCUGGCUCCGGACUGAGUCCUGGUAUGGGCAGGAUUACUGGAUCAGCAAGUAUUGAAACAUUAGUCCGAGUUGGUAUAGAGAAGGAACAUGGACUCAGCCCUGAUUCCAAAAUGGUGGUGCUUCAUGACUUCGCGCCUUGUGUUGAUGAUGAAUUAGAGGUAAAGCGUGGCCAAAUAGUAAAUGUAUUGUAUCGAGAGAAUGACUGGGUGUAUGUGAUAGUUGCGGAAUCUCGACGCGAAGGGUUCAUACCACAUUCAUAUUGUGCUCCAUGUGAACAUCAUGAUUUGAAGAAGAAGUUGCCGAGAAGCAGAUCACCAACUGAUUUAGCACACAGAGAUGUUUCACAACUGUCUUUAUCAGAUGGUGCAACAAAUGAUGGUCAUUCCGAGUUGGGAAGUGAAGGGGAAGCGUGUCCCUUCAGUAAAGACCCCUCCGGACGCUAUGUGGUGUUGUACACAUUCACAGCACGGGAUGAGAACGAUGUUGAUGUUGAGAGAGGGGAAUUUGUUACAGUUUUAAACAGAGAAGACCCAGACUGGUACUGGAUUGUGAGGAGUGAUGGUCAGGAAGGCUUCAUACCUUCAGGUUUUGUGUAUCCAGCUGUUAGUCAAGCAACACAACAAGAGAAUGCUCAGCCAGUGCACUCGCCGACGACAAACGCGAACAACACGUUGUUGUCGAACACAACCCUCAACAACACGACGCAGGAUGCUGACGGACGCUACCACGGAACUGAACUAGUCAUGUUGUACGACUACAAGGCGCAGGCGCCAGACGACCUGUCGGUGAAGCGAGGUGAGUGGGUAUACGCGGAUCUGACGCAGCAGACGGUGGAGGGCUGGCUGUGGGCGCACGCGCCUAAGUCGCGGCGCUCCGGCUUCAUUCCCACCGCGUAUGCGCGCGCACCGCACACCACUUCGCUCUGAAUUACACAAAUUUUACUUAAAACUAAACAUCCCUCAUCCCUUAUAGGUUUCUCGUUCUGACCAAUGCCCAUUUACAAGUUUCUUCACGGACACUUGCUUCAAUAUUAUUGUAUACUAGCUGUUGUUUGGGAUUUUGCCCGUGUAAAAUGAAAAUAACAGUAAAAAGUGUAGCCCUUGUUCU